AUGCCAGCCAUGGCUGUUAGGACUGGUCAGAACUCAGAAAGAGUUAACUCUGUGGGGAACAAGAGUCGCAUAGUUGGCAACAACCCAGCCGAGCCACACACUUACCCCUGGAUGGUUGCAUUACUGUAUGACAAUAAGGUUUACUGUGGAGGGAGUAUCAUUGAUGCUAACCACAUUUUGGCAUAUAAAUCAUGCCUUGUUGUUCCUCCAGCCAAGUGUGUUGUCUAUUCAGACAGCGUCACCCUAUUGAUAGGGGGUCAUAACAUAAACGCGUCGAAUGAAGACGAACCUGGUCGUAUUAUACUGAAUGUAACUCGACAAUAUAUCUUCGCUCAUCCCAAGUGGGGAGUUGUCCCUGUAUCUCAUGACAUUGCGAUCAUUCGCCUACCUGCAAAACUCACAUUUUCAAACAAUAUCCGCCCCAUUUGCCUACAGCAGUGGACACGUCUAGCAGAGACUUUUGAGAACCAGGUGAUGGUCGAUCUAUACUUUAGAUUUGUGCAAGCUGUAGGAAAUAAAUUCUAUUUGAAAUCACACACUGUCCGCCUUUGUGACGGGAUGGGCCCAUUACAUAAUCCCGACAAGUGGGUUUUCACUGGAAAUAAUAUGUGCGCCAAGCCGGCACCUAAACAAUCUCCUUGUCGUUGUGAUGUUGGGGGUCCGUUAAUGAUACGUGAAGGUGUGGAUCCACACUACACUCUUGUGGGAAUUGUUUCUUCCUCGGUGAAUCCAUUUUGUGAAGACGGAAAUCCUGUAGUGUUCACGAGGAUAACAGCCGUCUUAGAUUUUAUAUAUGAAAUUACUGGGAGAAAUGUGUAAAUUUUUUUUGCUAAUUUGUGUAAAGUUAAGGGAAACAUUUUAGGUUUUAGUUGAUUAUACCAGAGUUUUACAAUUUGUUGCUACAGUACCUCGAUACACCCAGACAUUUCUAGCGGUUCGCCAAGUCUUAAUCCUUGCUUACACCAAAUGGAUUUAAGA
Messenger RNA from Folsomia candida, 978 nucleotides. RefSeq names its product chymotrypsin B. The record is from RefSeq and is a predicted model, not a curated record. NCBI's taxonomy places the organism in Eukaryota, Metazoa, Arthropoda, Collembola, Entomobryomorpha, Isotomidae. Gene Ontology annotation, biological process: proteolysis. The coding region runs from base 1 to 819 and encodes 272 amino acids. Gene Ontology annotation, molecular function: serine-type endopeptidase activity. The transcript is spliced from 3 exons.